Messenger RNA from Pundamilia nyererei, 423 nucleotides. The record is from RefSeq and is a predicted model, not a curated record. Lineage: Eukaryota; Metazoa; Chordata; Actinopteri; Cichliformes; Cichlidae.
AUGGUUCUUCUCGGGAAAAGCGGAACUGGAAAGAGUGCAUCUGCAAACACCAUCCUGACUGCUGGGAAGCUCAUUGGUGGUUCAAACCAACAUUUUCAGUCUUAUCCCAGCUCCACACCAGUCACCACCAGGUGUGAGGUGAAAAUAGUGGAGAUAUUUGGGAUACCAGUUAGAGUAGUUGACACCCCAGACUUUUUUUAUGAAGAGGAACAUGUAAACCAGGCACAGGUAGAAGAGUGUAAGAGGUACUGUCAGGAAGGGCAUUGUGUGACGUUACUUGUGAUGCAGCUGGGCAGGUUCACAGAUGGUGAGAGAAACAUAUUAGAGAAGCUAGAGAAAAGCCUUGGCUGGAGAAUCAGGGACAGCACAAUCAUCCUGUUUACACACGGAGAAGAUUUGAAGGGCAGUUAUGAAGUAUUCUGA